AUGUCGCGGGCGGACCGCGUUGCGCGGCGGCGCGACCCGUCAAUAAUCCUGCCGCGCGUGCAGUCGGUGAUCAUGCACCCGGGCGGCGGGCGGGCGGCGGCGGGGCGGACGGGCGCGUCCGGACGCUACGCGCAGGACCGCGGGGUGGUGUCGAGCUAUGCGUGGGGCGCGGACUACCACGGGGUGCUCGGCGGGCGUCUGAAGCGGCUGGGCGCGCACCUGAAUGCGGUGGCCGGCGGGGUGGGCCGGUUCUACGUGGACACCGGGGCGAUUCUGGAGCGCGACUUUGCCGAGCGCGCGGGGCUGGGGUUUGUGGGGAAGAAUUCGCUCGUGAUCCACCCGCGCGGCGGCAGCGGCUUCUUCAUCGGCGAGCUGUUCUCCACCGUUGCGCUGCCGCGCGACGGCGACGAGGACGCCGGCGUGGUGCCGCGCGGGAAGGGGAAGCCCGGGUGCGGCGCGUGCUCCAAGUGCAGGGUGGCGUGCCCCACGGGGGCGAUUGUGCAGGACUACCAGGUCGAUGCGCGACGGUGCAUUAGCUACUUGACGAUCGAGCUCAAGGGGGCGAUCCCCGUGGGCCUGCGGCGCGGGGUCGGGAAUAGGGUGUAUGGGUGCGACAUCUGCCAGUUGGUGUGCCCGUGGAACCGAGUGGAGUGGGGAAAGAAGGCGGCGCCGCGAGGAGGGUACUCGCCGAUGUUCGGGAGCGUCGCGGAGGACGUGGCGACGCCGCGGCUUACCGAGCUUGUGUGCAUGAGCGACGAAGAGUUUGAGCAGAGGUUUCGAGAGUCGGCCGUGUAUAGGAUAGGCAGGGAGCGGAUGGCGCGCAACGCAGCGGUCGCGCUGGGCAACGUCGGCGGGCGGGACGAGCUGGCCGUCGUGGAGGAGGUGGCGAGGCGCGACGGCAGCGAGCUGGUUAGAGAGCACGCGCAGUGGGCGGCGCGGGAGAUCCGUGACAGGCUCGCCCGUGGGGGGGGGGGGGGGGGGGUGGGUGGAUAA
Messenger RNA from Chondrus crispus (carragheen), 993 nucleotides. RefSeq lists its product as hypothetical. The transcript has 2 exons. The record is from RefSeq and is a predicted model, not a curated record. NCBI's taxonomy places the organism in Eukaryota, Rhodophyta, Florideophyceae, Gigartinales, Gigartinaceae. Gene Ontology annotation, molecular function: epoxyqueuosine reductase activity. Gene Ontology annotation, biological process: tRNA queuosine(34) biosynthetic process; tRNA processing. Bases 1 to 993 code for a protein of 330 amino acids.